UGCUCUCCCCUGCCACCCACCUCCCAGCUCCUCUCCCUGUAACACUAUGGUCAACCACAGAUCUGGGAAGAGCGGCAGAAUUCAAAAGUGAGAGGGUAACAUGCUGGAGCCAGGAGUUCAACUUACAAUGAUAGAAAAGCAAAUCAGCCAGGGAGCUGGGGCAAGGGAACAGCUAGGGAGAGCUCCUGGCCUCCUGAGGUAGACACCUACCUAGAGAAGUAAUCCUUGUUCUGAGGCAGCACUGCCUGGAGAAGCUGCGUGUGUCUGGAGCUGGGCUGAAGCUGAGGGUCUGGCUCUGUAAGCGGCGGAGGUGAAAUCCGGAAUUAGGGGUGAAGCGAAGCUCAGCAGCUGUUUGUUCUGGCCCCUGUAAGGAACCAAUGUGAUCCAAAUGGCCCUAUCACACUGUGGCCCCCAAACUCUAGCUCAGUCCUAGAGGCCCCAGAAUGGGGAACAGGCUCACAUUCAACAGCAUUCCUAGCUGGAUUAGGCUUUCAUUGUAAGUCACACUUGGCACUGUGUGCAAAAGGGAAUUAGAAAGGAGGAGCUGAGAGAAACGGGAAAGUUGCUUUUCUGACUCCUGCACAAAAAAUACUAAUCCUCAAGAAUAGAGCACUAUCCUCAGAACAAGGACAGGAUUAUACUACUUCAAAAGUUACAGAAUAUUAAGAGAUUACUAUCCUGAUGACCCGUGUCACCGACAAAGACACUGAGGCCCAGUGAUUCAAGUGAUCUUUCCAAAACCACAGAGCUAAUUAUUGUCAGUCUAAAUCAAAGCUCAAGUCUAGUGCUUCUCCAUCCAUCCACUCUUCAUGGAUACCAUACGUCUUCAGAGGAUAUCUGAGAUUUUCAUGGAUAUGGAGAAAAUACCACAGCACGUCAGGUUUUUAGAUAACUGAUGACAGGAGAAAGAUCAGCCUGGCUGUCAUCUGGUUCUUCCACACUGUGUUCUUGGGCAGACGUCGCCUAGCUGGCAAGAUACGGCCUCACACAGACCAAACCUGAACUCUGAACCUCGUGGAGGCAACAAAGAUAGGAAAUCAGUGCCGGCAACUCUUGGAUCACAUGUUCCAUGAGUCUAAAAUAUAUGCAUCCAGUGUCCAGGGAGUGUGCGAAAUUUGUCAGAAGUGGCACUUUAUUGUAAGCAGACACCAGCGCUAAUGCUGCAGGCCCGCUGCUGCCUGAAUCAGAAGGGCAUCAUCUUGGGACUGGAUCUCCAGAACUGUUCUCUGAAGGACCCUGGUCCAAAUUUUCCUCAGGCACAUACUGCUGUUAUCAUAGACCUGCAAGCAAACCCCCUCAAGGAUGACUUGGCCAACAUUUUCCAUGGCUUUACCCAGCUCCAGACUCUGAUACUGCCACAAGAUGUCAGCUGUCCUGGAGGUAUUAAUGCCUGGGAUACUGUCACCUUUUAUAUAAACAACCAAACCUGUCACGGACAAAGGAACCUUUGCAACAGCACAGGGGACCAAGAAAUGUGUCCUGAGAAUGGAUCCUGUGUACCUGAUGGCCCAGGUCUCUUGCAAUGUGUCUGUGCUGACGGCUUCCAUGGCUACAAAUGUAUGCGCCAGGGCUCCUUCUCACUGCUUAUGUUCUUCGGUAUUCUGGGAUCCACUACGUUGUCCAUCUCCAUUCUGCUUUGGGGGACCCAACGCCGAAAAGCCAAGGCUUCGUGAACUGCAUAGGUCCUCCUACUGACUGAAAGAUUAUCUUGAUCUAACUUAGCCCAGCCAGGGAGGCAGGCAUGGAUGGCCAGCAGGUCCUCAAGGAUGAAGCUGCCAUUUGGCAGGAAGAUGGGAAGUUGUAUAGAUUUGGGGUGUAGUGGAUACUGUAGUCUAGGAGUGGACAAGUACCAGUGCCCCAUUUGUGCUUGACUAUAAUAAACAUCUUUACUUGUUC
Suricata suricatta (meerkat) is the source of this 1896-nucleotide messenger RNA. It is a transcript of the gene ATRAID, whose product is annotated as all-trans retinoic acid induced differentiation factor. The transcript has 8 exons. Bases 1158 to 1673 code for a protein of 171 amino acids. Gene Ontology annotation, cellular component: intracellular membrane-bounded organelle. NCBI's taxonomy places the organism in Eukaryota, Metazoa, Chordata, Mammalia, Carnivora, Herpestidae. The record is from RefSeq and is a predicted model, not a curated record. Gene Ontology annotation, biological process: positive regulation of osteoblast differentiation.